GGAGCAAUGGAGUCUCCACAGUUUUCCUCACUGUCUUCCUUGAGGGGAGAGUUUAAACCUGAGGAUUAUAUCCAACCCCACUACAAGGAGUCAUAUCGCCUGGCGAUUGAUCGCCUGGUUAAUAACGGCAGAGACAGUUACCAUGAGUUCCUCAAGGGAGAACGCAUCGGAAGCUUCCUCUCUGAAGAAGAACUUCUCUUCAUCUCCACAAAUGCAGAACUGCUCCCACCUCAAACUCAAACAGAAGAAAUCAAUGGCCCACCAGACAGCCAAUCAUCCUCAGGGACGUACUGGCCCAUGCACUCGGAUGUGGACACGCCAGAUUUAGAUUUAGGGUGGCCAGAGGUCAUGCAUGACCAAUUGCAGACAAAUAUAGAUCUCCUCUUUCAUCCACCAAGACAAAACAACGCCACGAUCAAAGAGGUGAUACGGAAGCAUAUUCAGGAUGCAAGACAGGUCAUUGCCAUUGUGAUGGACAGGUUCACUGAUGUGGACAUAUUCAAAGAAACUGUUGAGGCCUCCAUACGAGGAGUUGCAGUCUAUGUGCUUCUGGCUGAUUCUCAUUUGAAAAGUUUCCUCACAAUGGUUGAAAAUCAAGAUAUAAAAAUUCAACAGCUCAGGAACGUUAGGGUGCGGAUUGUGAGAGGUCAGGAUUACCUCUGUCGAUCAGGAGCUAAAUUUCAUGGUGCAGUCGAGCAGAAGUUUCUUUUGGUCGACUGCCACACAGCAAUCUAUGGCUCGUACAGCUUCACUUGGUCAUUUGAAAAGAUCAAUCUGAGCAUGGUGCAGGUCAUUACAGGCCAUCUGGUGAGGUCCUACGAUGAGGAGUUUCGAACUCUCUAUGCCCGCUCAACUGUGCCAGCUGAACUGUGCACCCCGGAUGAUUUGUUCCCAUUCAAUGGGCCACAUGGAUGUCAGAUUUUGCCAAAACGUGCAUCUCACUCUGCCCAAAAAAUCGAGCGGAGGGACCAGUUGAGGCACACGCUGGACACAGUCUAUCGAAAGACCUGUGAGAGGAGGCUAGGCACAAGAGACCUUGAAGAGAGACUCUUUGAAGAAGUUAAUGAAUUUGGGCCCGUAGUUGAAAAUGGGAUUGGUGUUCAAAACCAGAUGCCCCACUUCCAGUCUGCAGAGAUGACAAACUUCUUGAAAAGGCACAGCUAUGCUGGAGAGAGACAAGAUGGAGGUAUCCCACAGGACAUCAGAUCCAGAGCAAGCAACUGGAAUAUCUCUAGAGAUAUGGGAAAUGGGAUAAACAACUAUCCCAAAGACAAUUAUUUACAAGUGCCACCAAUCUACAGAGGUCAAAACAUGCGUCAAUCUUACAAUGGCAAUGACGAACAGCUUCUAUGCCUGCAGCAGAACAUGCCAACGCUGGAAAAUACCUCCAAGUCAUUCAUGCGCACAUUGAGGAUCGAGUCUUACCUCAAAAAUCAAGAUGUCCCAUUUGGAGACUCUUCUGAUUAUUUAGACCAGUUUGAACCACAGGACAAAGGUAGUAGUUUCAUGCAGGGAAGAAUGAGGUCUUCUCUUGUUUUCAGGUCCACCAUACCAGAGCAAAUUGAGCCAAAUAGACACAUAAAUAACAUGUCCACAGGUGUUCACGGCUCAGCAGCACCAAACACUACUGCACACUACUCAUCAAUGCAGUGGAAUCCAACUUCAGCAGCUGAGAGUAGGAGGAAUAAUGACGAAUUCAUGUUGAAAAGACAAAGUUUGCAGAUAUUGGAUGACUCUUGGAAUAAUACAAACUAUGGUCCAGGGAGAAACCCUUACCACUCUGUAUACACCAGCCUAGGCAGAGCUAAAGGUGGGCAGAUGAUUGAAAACCCUGACAUCAUGACAGACAACUGGCACAAAAGGCACAGUGUGGCAGAUCCAAGAUCAAACUCUGAAUACACUCAUGAAUCCUCAAGUCACAUGUAUGGAGCUUUCGCAAGGUUGCAGGUUAAUAGAAGCGGAGCGGGGAUCAAUGCACAGAAUGGCGUAUAUGGUUUAAAUCUGAAGGAAGAUCAGAGGUCUGUCUCUCAUUAUGAUGUCAAGAGCAUUAAGGACACGAAGGACCCCACUACCAAAUGGCAGGAGUCACCAGCCAGGACUGUGUCUGAAGCCAUUCUGGAUGUGAAUAACAGGGAUUUGACGGUUAAAUCCAAUAGCAUGGGCUCUCAGCAUUUUUUAAAGAAGAGUUCCAAGAAAAUAAAAUCUUUAUUGAACAUACCAGAGAAAAAACAGGAUUCAAUUAGAACCAUGGAAACACCAAGUGUAACAUCAGAGUGCAGUACAGACACAAUAACAGCCGAGGAUGAGCAGAAGAUAUCAGAUAGAGGAGGUAGACAUCACCAAAGUACAACCAGCUCAGUAAGGUCUCACUCGGAACGUAAUCAGUUAGUAGAUGAUCUGAAGUAUUCAAAACCUAGAUUCAGAACUGAGGAGUACCAACAUCCACCGCAGAUGUCUCACUCCAAACUAAUCUCACAGAGUAAGUCUGCUGCUGCAGAUAAAAGUGCAAGACCUGGACAUGACGAAGGAAGCUGGAGCAAAGACAGAGGAGCUGAGAAUAGCCUAUACAACAGAUAUGAGUCUUUAUGCUCAUUUGAAAAGAAACACCCUCUUCGCUAUACACACAGCUUCAGGUCUCAGGAGAAAACCAAAAACCUUCCUGAAGGUGAAACAGCCAUUGAAGAUAAUCUCACCCGUGCUGCGAGAGGGCACCAUGAAAAUAAACUAGAGAAAUUCUUUCAGAGGGUGGGAAAUCUCAUACACAAAAACAAGUAG
Scomber japonicus (chub mackerel) is the source of this 2775-nucleotide messenger RNA. It is a transcript of the gene sack1b, whose product is annotated as family with sequence similarity 83 member B. The record is from RefSeq and is a predicted model, not a curated record. The transcript is spliced from 4 exons. The coding region runs from base 7 to 2775 and encodes 922 amino acids. Lineage: Eukaryota; Metazoa; Chordata; Actinopteri; Scombriformes; Scombridae. Gene Ontology annotation, biological process: epidermal growth factor receptor signaling pathway. Gene Ontology annotation, cellular component: cytoplasm; membrane.